CCGAGCCGAGCCGAGCCGAGCCGAGCCGAGCCGAGCCGAGCCGAGCCGAGCCGAGCCAUGUCGGCCGUGUGGUCGCUGGGCGCGGGGCUGCUGCUGCUGCUGCUGUGGGUGCGGCACCGCGGGCUGGAGGCCGUGCUCGUGCACCACCGCUGGGUCUUCGUGUGCCUCUUCCUGCUGCCCCUCUCCAUCCUCUUCGACGUCUACUACCAGCUGCGCGCCUGGGCCGUGUGGCGCCUGCACAGCGCCCCGCGGCAGCACGGCCAGCGCGUGCGGCACAUCCAGGCGCAGGUUCGGGAGUGGAAGAAUGAGGGCAGCAAGAGAUACAUGUGCACGGGGCGGCCCGGCUGGCUGACUGUGUCGCUUCGCGUUGGGAAGUACAAGAAGACUCACAAGAACAUCAUGAUCAACCUAAUGGAUGUUCUUGAGGUGGACAGCGAAAGACAGAUUGUCCGUGUGGAACCUUUGGUCACCAUGGGUCAGCUGACAGCACACCUAAAUCCUAUGGGCUGGACUAUUCCUGUGGUACCAGAACUUGAUGACCUGACAGUAGGUGGGCUGAUCAUGGGAACAGGCAUUGAGUCUUCAUCCCACAUCUAUGGUCUUUUUCAACAUACCUGUGUGGCCUAUGAACUUGUCCUCGCUGACGGAAGCCUUGUGAGAUGCUCACCAACUGAAAACUCAGACCUAUUUUAUGCAGUGCCUUGGUCUUGUGGUACUCUGGGGUUCCUGGUUGCAGCAGAAAUAAAAAUGAUUCCUGCCAAGAAAUAUAUAAAAUUACACUAUGAGCCUGUGAGAGGACUGCAGAAGAUUUGUGAAAGGUUUGCUGAAGAGUCUAAGAAGAAGGAGAACAGCUUUGUGGAAGGACUUGUUUAUUCUUUGGACGAAGCAGUUAUCAUGACAGGAGUCCUGACUGAUGAAGCUCAACCAAAGAAGAUAAACAGAAUUGGGAACUAUUACAAGCCAUGGUUCUUUAAGCAUGUGGAGAAGUAUUUGAAAGCUGACAGAACUGGAAUAGAGUACAUUCCCUCAAGACAUUAUUACCAUAGACAUACCCGUAGCAUCUUCUGGGAGCUCCAAGAUAUCAUUCCUUUUGGCAAUAACCCUAUUUUCCGCUACCUGUUUGGCUGGAUGGCUCCUCCAAAAAUCUCCUUGUUAAAACUGACUCAAGGGGAAGCAAUUCGAAAGCUAUAUGAGCAACAUCACGUUGUGCAAGACAUGCUGGUCCCCAUGAAGAGCCUGGAAAAAUCUAUCCAAACCUUCCAUGCUGAUAUUAAUGUAUACCCUCUUUGGCUGUGUCCUUUCAUACUGCCCAAUAAUCCUGGCAUGGUCCACCCAAAAGGGGAUGAAGCAGAACUCUACGUGGAUAUAGGAGCUUAUGGAGAGCCCAAAACAAAACAUUUUGAAGCCAGGGCUUCGAUGAGACAAAUGGAAAAGUUUGUCAGAAGCGUUCAUGGUUUCCAGAUGCUGUAUGCAGAUUGCUAUAUGACCCGGGAGGAGUUCUGGGAUAUGUUUGAUGGCUCGCUAUACCAUAAGCUGAGGGAGCAAAUGAAUUGCAAGGAUGCCUUUCCAGAAGUGUAUGACAAAAUCUGCAAAGCUGCGAGGCACUGAGCCUGAAUAACCCAACCAAGCAAUCAGGGAGAAAUAGAUUUACCUGUAGCUAGUCAGUAUAUCCUUUAAAAAAAACAACAACAAGGCUUUAUUGCUGUCCAAAUAAGCUCGUUCUCGCUGAUGUUUUAAAGGUAUGAACUUCUGCUUUCUGAAUUUAUGUUUAGUAUUCAUUAGUAUGUUUUUAAACUGCUCUUCCAAACUCAAAAUGAUUGUUAUUUAAGAAAUCUGAAGUGCUAACCUUUGUGUCUUGGAUCUGAUGUAGUGACAUAGGUGAAUUCACCUAGUUUCAUGGAAAAUAGUUGGAAAGGGAAGAAAAUACGUUACACCAGCUAUUUGCCGUAGUUGUAUUUAAAAUUACUAUUGAAAGUGAUGAGGAGGUCACAGAAAUAGGUGCCAAAGUUGAAAGAAAUGCUAAGAGUGUCAUGAGGUUGAAAACCUUUGCUUGCAGCACAGUACUAUAAUCUUCACGCUGUACAGUACUCUGUGUAUAUGGUAUAUAUGGUACUGUACCCCCCGGGCUAUCCUCUGCUGUAGGGCACUGUAGUCUCAAUAGAACAGCUCAACCCAGCUUGGAAACUGGAGGAAUUGUUACGGAGCUUAAGCGUGAAGAAAAUGCUCUUUACUUGUGCCUAUCGACCUUAUACUGAUCUUGAUUAUAAGUUGGAUAUAGGUUUUUA
This is a messenger RNA of Nothoprocta perdicaria, 2285 nucleotides long. It is a transcript of the gene DHCR24, whose product is annotated as 24-dehydrocholesterol reductase. The transcript is spliced from 9 exons. Gene Ontology annotation, cellular component: cytoplasm; membrane. Lineage: Eukaryota; Metazoa; Chordata; Aves; Tinamiformes; Tinamidae. Gene Ontology annotation, molecular function: Delta24(24-1) sterol reductase activity; FAD binding. The coding region runs from base 58 to 1608 and encodes 516 amino acids. The record is from RefSeq and is a predicted model, not a curated record. Gene Ontology annotation, biological process: steroid metabolic process.